Messenger RNA from Zasmidium cellare ATCC 36951, 1434 nucleotides. RefSeq lists its product as uncharacterized. Gene Ontology annotation, molecular function: NAD binding; oxidoreductase activity, acting on the CH-OH group of donors, NAD or NADP as acceptor. Bases 1 to 1434 code for a protein of 477 amino acids. NCBI's taxonomy places the organism in Eukaryota, Fungi, Ascomycota, Dothideomycetes, Mycosphaerellales, Mycosphaerellaceae. The transcript has a single exon. The record is from RefSeq and is a predicted model, not a curated record.
AUGCCUACCGCCGCGCUCAACAUCCCCGAACGCCCCACCAACGGCGACAACUCCCUCUCCAGAACCGUUAGCAACUCACGGACAGACCCCGUCAACUCCCUCUCCACCAGCCCCCAACUCUCCUUCCACAGCCCCCAGGCAAGCUACGCCGGCCCGCCCAAAGUCAGCGCAAAACAGCUUCGUCCGUUCCAGUCACAAGAUGUCAAGAUCCUGCUGCUCGAGAACGUCAAUCUUGUGGGACAGGAGAUUUUGAAGAAGCAGGGCUACCAGGUCGAAGCGCUCAAGAGCUCCCUCCCCGAGGACCAGCUUAUUGAGAAGAUCCAAGAUGUGAACGUCAUUGGCAUUCGUUCAAAGACACAACUCUCUGCCAACGUCCUCCGACAUGCGAAGAACCUGAUUGUCAUUGGAUGCUUCUGCAUUGGCACAAACCAGGUCGACUUGCAAUAUGCCGCAGAGAACGGCAUUGCGGUUUUCAACUCGCCUUUCAGCAACUCUCGCUCCGUGGCCGAGCUCAUGAUUGCGGAGAUAAUAACUCUGGCAAGACAAAUGGCUGACCGCAGCAUGGAGAUGCACCAUGGCGUUUGGAACAAGGUCUCGAACGGCUGCUGGGAGGUACGAGGAAAGACGCUGGGCAUAGUAGGAUACGGCCACGUUGGUGCACAACUCUCGGUCCUCGCAGAAGCUAUGGGCAUGAGGGUCAUAUACUACGACGUGAUCAACCUCAUGGGAUUAGGAACCGCUCAGCAGGUCCCCAACUUGCAAGCCCUCCUUUCCGGCGCCGACUUCGUCACCCUCCACGUGCCUGAAAUCGAAGAAACCAAGAACAUGAUGGGCGAAAAGGAGCUCUCCCAAAUGCGCAACGGCGCCUACCUCCUCAACGCCUCGCGCGGCAGCGUCGUCGACAUCCCCGCCCUCAUCGCCGCCAUGAAGUCCGGCAAAAUCGCCGGCGCAGCCCUCGACGUCUACCCCAACGAGCCCGGCAAGAACGGCGAACACUUCAACAGCCAGCUCAACGCCUGGGGCGAAGACCUGCGCAGCCUGAAGAACCUCAUCCUCACCCCUCACAUCGGCGGCUCGACCGAAGAAGCCCAAUCCGCCAUCGGCGUCGAAGUCGCCGACGCCCUGGUCAACUACGUCAACUUCGGCACCACCACCGGCGCCGUCAACAUGCCGGAAGUCACGCUGCGCUCCCUCACGCUCGACGAGCCCAACCACGUCCGCGUCAUUUACAUCCACAAGAACGUCCCCGGUGUGCUGCGUCGUGUCAACGAGAUCUUGGGCGACCACAAUGUCGACAAGCAGAUGACGGAUAGCAGGGGCGAGGUGGCGUACCUGAUGGCGGAUAUCAGCAAUGUGAAUGUCUCGGAGAUCAAGGAUUUGUAUCAGAGUUUGGAGGAUUUGGGGAGCAGGAUUCGCACGAGGGUGUUGUACUAG